ACCGCACGUCGUCACCCACCCCAUCGACGAACCCGUGUCAACACCGGCAUCAUGUCGAAACGACUCGGCCCUUUCGCUCAGGGCAAACCGGAGAACCCGUAUGAGGAUCGCGAUGCACCGGGCGAAACUCCUCAGCGUGCGACGGCCGCGCAGAUGGCAGCGCGCAAGAUCAAGUCUGCCAAACCUAUGCGACGCGGAGCCAACAGCGGUCUUUCACAGCCAUCUUCUUCCUUCGGCGGACCAUCGGGUCAACCCUCUUUCGGCUUCGGAGCCUCCGCACCGGCGCCUGGUGGAAACGGCGCGUCGAACCCAUUCGCAUCCAUCAACCAACAGCCUGCACAGAGCGCCGGGCCGUUCGGGGGUAGCGCAUCAACCAGCUUCCCACCAGCUCAGUCGUCAGCACCGAGCAACGCGUUCUCCAGCUCCUCGUUCCCGGCGUUUGGAGGCAACAAUAGCAAUGGAGGGUCUGGCUUCAACCCACAGCCCCCAAGCAGUACGGAUUUCAACUUCAGCGCCUCAUCCAGCAAUCCCUUCGGUAACCCGACCGCGAAUGGUGGUAGUUCAACAGCUUUCUCGGGUUCCAUCUUCAACUUUGGCGGCGCUCAGUCUCAGAAUGCGAACAACACGGCCGCGCCGAACAACACACCAUUUACGAGCACCGCUCCCCAGAGCAACCCCUUUGGAGGGUUCAAUACCGGCUCCAAUACGAAUACCUCGAACAGCAUGUUUGGCCAGAGCACCGCUGCCUCGUCAAAUCCCUUUGGCGGCUUGGGUGCUUCGAAUAAGCCGAAUGAUACGUCAUCAACGUCAAAUAUGUUUGGUGCAAGUGCGCCAGCAACGACCAGUUCGAGCAGCAUGUUUGGAAACAUCUCUGCGACAUCGAACAGCGCGUCACCUGCGAUUUCGUCUGCACCAAAUCCUUUUGCCGGCUUGAACUCGACUGCCCAGAAUGGCACAACUACGACUUCAGCACCGGCAGGAGGGAACUUGUUCGGUACAACUGCACCAUCUUCGAACAGCAUCUUCAGCUCGGGCAGCAACCCCUUUGCUAAGAUCCCUACGCCGGAUACAGCCACGACGGCAGCGCCCAGCAACCUAUUCAAUAACACCACUACAUCAACACAGCCGCCUAAUAACCCCUUCGCUGGUGUGCUUUCCGGAACUCCAAGCGCUGCGCCAUCUCCAUCCCUCUUCUCGGCCACGCCUGCAGCUCCCAGCAAUCCAUUCGGGGGUCUUAGCACAUCGACCUCGACAGAACAGAGUUCAUCACUGUUCAAACCAGCCCAGAGCACCCCAAAACCCGAAGCACCAAGCACGACUCCAGCUGCGUUCAAUUUUGGAGCAUCUCUUGCGAAGGAGCCAUCCAAGCCAGCAGAGACACCCAAACCCAGUGGAAGCAGCCUUUUCUCAGGCUUUGGAAGCUCAGCAACCCCCGCAAAAGCCCAGGCAUCUAAUGAUAAGGCAGACACUCCUAAGCAGCCAUUUUCUUUCAUGUCUACUCCCAAGCCUGCUGAUUCCGGAGUUUCUGCACCUGAAUCCGCCUCCGCUCCUAAGGCAAACCCUUUCAGCGGGAUUGCCACCUCCACUACCCUUGAGAAGGAGAAGAGUCUAGCACAAAGCACACCAAGCUUCGGAAUGUUCGCAAAGCAAACACCUGCGGCUUCCCCCGCGCUGCCAGCUUUCCAGCCACAGGCCGCCAGCUCCUUCACACCAUUCUCUCAGUCACCAAUGCCAGAGAAAACACAACCCCCAGCCACGACACCCGCUCCCGCGGCGGCACCUCCGACUGCGACCGAGACCACUCAGGAAUCGGUUAAAGCAAAGACCGCGAAUCUUCCAGACGUGCCAAAGGCUCAUGUCCCACAGCAGUGGAAGCAAUUCUCCGCGGCCCCCAGCUCGAGCAACGCGUCCGGGGAUGAUGUGAACAAGAAGUUGGUAGAUCUCUCUGCAGAGCUUGGUACUUUGAAUGAGCGAUAUAGGCAGAAGAUUAUCAGUCUCCCACCAAUGGCCGACUGGACAGCGUUAUCGAAGUGGCACUUCCAACAAUCCUCGGAGAUAGCCAAGAAAGUCAUAGCAAUCAAGAAGCAGCGUGCCGCAGCCAUGGGUAUCACUGGAAAUGAAUCCGUUCUGUCCACGAAGCGAAAGGGUAGCGACGAUGCCCCCACCGAGAGCGCAUACGGUACCCCCUCGAAGAAGGCGCGACCCGCUGGACCCUCAACUUCAUCUGUAAACGGUGACGUCUGGCCUGUUUGGUAGUGUACUUGGCAAGCCUUCCAGCUCAGCACCAGUGAGCACGCCGGAGAAGCCUUCCACGCUCUUUAGCUCAUCCAUAUUUGCAAAGAAACCAUCUGCAGAUAACAACGCAACUCCCAAGGCACCAGCCUUUGGAUCAACCACGCCAAAGGGUGAUGCGCCCAAGUCGGGUUUCCAGGUCCCCGCCUUUGGCAGCGCAGCG
Aaosphaeria arxii CBS 175.79 is the source of this 2455-nucleotide messenger RNA. RefSeq lists its product as uncharacterized. Lineage: Eukaryota; Fungi; Ascomycota; Dothideomycetes; Pleosporales. The transcript has 4 exons. The record is from RefSeq and is a predicted model, not a curated record. Bases 52 to 2256 code for a protein of 734 amino acids.